GAAGUUGACUUGAACAUGAAGUUCUGGCUCGCUUGAACAUUGAAGACGCGGUCAAUUUUUGUUCCGCUAAUUCGCUCUCAGGCUACGCCCAUGUUUUUGCUCGCGAGGAAUGACUCAGGAAAUAUAAAUAUAGGCAUUGUCCUGUCUAAUCUUCCAACCUGACGAUAACUCCCCUUGAGAGUACAAUGAGUGUCCAGCAAUUCCGUGCCACCAAACUCGAAGACUGGGCUCAGUCCGAUGAAUACCACAACUCUUUUCUAAUCCGCAAAGAUGAGGCCCUGGACAGCGCUCUUCAGACUAGCUCGGAGAACGGUUUACCGGAUAUCGCCGUAACAUCCGCUCAGGGAAAGUUCUUGAAGCUCCUUGUUCAGUCACUCAGAGCCAGGAAAAUCCUGGAAGUGGGGACCCUCGGAGGAUACUCCACAAUAUGGCUUGCUCAAGGACUUUCAGAUGACGGGGAACUCAUUACUCUGGAGGUGUCUGAGAAGCACGCACAGGUAGCGCGUGGUAACAUUGAGAAUGCCGGUCUUGCUUCCAAAGUGAAAUUAAUCGUUGGGAAUGCCCCUGAAACGAUAAAGGAGCUGGGGCCUGCAGAGUCUUUUGACCUGGCAUUCAUAGACGCCGAUAAGCAAAAUAACUUCACCUAUUUUCAGGAAUCUAAACGCCUCGUUAAGAAGGGCGGUGUCAUCAUAGUUGAUAAUGUUGUGCGUUAUGGUCGGGUCGCGGACCCAACAUACUUAGAUGAUCGAGUAGAAGGAGUUCGAACGCUACUGAAGGGUAUUAAAGAUGAUACAGAAGUAGAUGCAACCACUAUUGGAACAGUCGGGGAGAAGGGAUACGAUGGCUUCUUAUAUGCUAUAAAACUUUGAAUCUGCAUUCAGACAUAGCUGGGACAUCGGUAUUGUACAUGUAUUUGGAUCGGGUAUCUAUAAAUUAUGAAUAUGGUUAUACUGCUGUAAAAAUACAUAUGUUGGAUUACUGCUUGCCAAUCUUUCCAUCUCUGGUUCGUGAAAAUCGUAUACGCAGCAUCAGCCAGUGAAGCGUGUAGUGGAAAUGGUUAUGUGACAUAAAUGAGGGUACGUCGUUGUGAAUUGAUGAUGCAUAGCGUCACGAAAGCUCCAAAGAGCAGUCCAGUAAUUAUGCAAGUUGCUGUUUCAGUUAUGGAUUGUGGCCUUGGUAUUGGUUCGCUCCAUCCUUGUUUGGAUUCACCAGUUGGCUUUAAGGGGAUUUCGGGCGAUGCGUCCUUACUGGAGGAGUCGGCGGGAGUGGAUGAAGGUGGCAGUGCAGGAGUCACACCGUCGAAAGGAGGUUUCGUCGUUUCAUCAGGGGUAACAAUAGUCGAUGUCGUUGACUCCUUGUCAUCCAACGUCGAAUCCCCCUGAGCAGCUUCAUAGUCCUGCACUAACCGUUCAAGGUCUGACACCACCCCUUGUAAUCUCCUCACCUCCGUCGCGACUUCCCCCUUGUUCUUCUCUCGAACCUCUUCUCCGACUGCUUCCACCAACGAUCGUAUCACUUCCCACAUCUCCAAAUGAUCGCGCGACCACCACUGCGCUGGCCAUUGUGCUAUGAUGAAAGAAAGGCUACAGACUUUUGAAGUAGCGCUGAUAAAGUCAUCCGAAAGAAGUUGAUGAAACCAUGGCCUUAGAAAGGCCAUAGCGAGUCGGACGGAACCCCCUGUCGCAUCGCGUAGUCGAUGUUCAUUGGAUAAACGAAGGAAUUGAUCUGAUGCAUCUUGGCAGAACUGGCGAUAGCUUGGCUUUUUCUCAGCGGCGUCCCAAGAUAUUCUAUCGAGGGAGGAGCCUUUCAAACCUGGUUCCGGGCAUCGGAAGUAUGAUGGUAACUUGUCGAGAAGGGAAAGGAGAGGGACGGAAGCAAGAACGGCUGUUCCUGGGAUAGAUCCGUAGACGAGAACGUCUUGUGAUUCUAAAGCGAAUCUGUACCAUUUCCAGUAAUCAAGAUGUCGUUCUUUUGGUGUACCUUUUCGAAGAAGCUCUACUGCCGUGACUGCUCGACCAGCGAGCUGCCUGGCAUCGAUGACUGCAAUCUGAACAUCGUGUUUCACGCUGACCUUAUACCGUCGAGUGGCCUCCCAUAUAGCCCAGAUGAAGCUGAAGGAAGUGGAGAUGUAUGGGGAUGAAUGCCUUCUCGUCCAGUCCAUAUGCUGGGCAACGUCAUCAUAGGUGCUUGACGAUGC
Molecule: messenger RNA, 2197 nt
Organism: Serpula lacrymans var. lacrymans S7.9
Lineage: Eukaryota; Fungi; Basidiomycota; Agaricomycetes; Boletales; Serpulaceae
Exons: 6
Coding region: 186-869 (227 amino acids)
Molecular function (GO): O-methyltransferase activity; S-adenosylmethionine-dependent methyltransferase activity
Source: RefSeq, a predicted model, not a curated record